AUGAUAACGGAUGCCAAAAGAGACUUUCUCGAUGAUCCAAAUCCGAUUUAUUUAUAUUCCGACGGAGAGAUGACACAAUUUGAAGAAGUCGCUGGAACUUGCUCAAACAAAGAUAAUCACGAUGAACUUUGUCUAACAGUACGAAGCAUUACCAUCGGAACGAUUUCCGUCGUUGGAAUCGCCAUUCUUCAUCAAUGGACAAAGUACACCUACAGUUACACAUACAUCAGCCCGAUUUUAAGUAUCAUUUUAUCGUACCCAUUGGGUCAUUUAUGGACGUGGAUUGUUCCGAAUGCACAGAAAUUUACUCAGAAGGAACACGGAUUGAUACUAAUCAUGACGAAUAUCGCUUGGAUGUAUUUUUCGGUGUUUAAUUACGCGACAUCGGCAACGUUGCCGUUGUUAGAAUAUGACCAACGAAAUUUUGCCAAUUAUUUUUUUCUUGUCGUUGCACUUCAGUUCAUCGGCUUUGGACUUGCAGGUAUUAUGCGACGAUUUUUAGUUUGGCCAACAGAAAUUAUCUGGCCACAAAAUUUACCAUUGAUCGCGACCUUACGUACAUUACACGAACAUCAAUUACCGGUGAUAAAUUAUUAUAAUGAAACUCAACUGAUACGAAAAAUAAAGAAAUUCUUCUUAGAAAAGAAAGUCCAUUUUUUCAUUUUAGUAACAAUUCUCGCAUUUAUUUACGAAUGGUUUCCGCUCUAUAUUGUCUCUGCUCUAUCUGUAUUCUCUUGGGCAUGUCUGUUCAAUCAAUCGAAUUAUCUUCUCGCGCAGUUAACCGCUGUCCGUGGCCUCGCCUUGUUUGGAAGUGGGUUAACUUUAGAUUGGUCUCAAAUCACAAUGUAUCUCGGUUCACCAUUGAUCCUUCCUCGAUGGGCAAUUGUGAAUAUUUCGUUUGGUUUUGCUUUGAUUAUUUGGUUUAUUGUUCCGAUUGUCUAUGGAUUCAAUGUCCGAAAUGUCAAAGACAGUCCCAUCGGUGGAAUGAUGUUUCUCGGGAUAACAUCAAUGGGUUUAGUCACUGUUUUUACAUCGUUCGCUUGUCUUUCAUCCGUCUUUGUUCAUAUGAUACUCUAUCAUUCGGCUGAUCUUUGGAAACAAUUUCGAACGAAAAGUUUAGAUAAUAUGGGAAAUGAUACUCACGCACGAUUGAUGUCUUUGUAUAAAAAAGUACCGGAUUGGUGGUACUUCAUCCUCUUUUGUAUUUCGUUGAUAAUCAUUUGUGUGAUCUGUGAUCGUAACAAUUGGUUGAAUUGGUAUUUAGUUUUGUUGACUUUGUUUAUCAAUGCAUGUCUUGUUCUUCCAUUUGGUCUUCUAUCAUCGAUAACAGGUCAAUUUCUUCAAAAUGCUCCGGUUUAUUACCUAAGUGUGAUCAUCGCUCAAGGUUUGACAUUGGGACAAGAAUCUCGAGAAAGUUAUACAUACAUCACGAUUGGUUAUGUUCUAUUUGUUCAGAGUCUUUCAUUGAUUCAGGAUAUGAAAUUGGGACAUUAUUUGAAAAUUCCACAUCGGUCACUGUUUUUUGCCCAAUGCCUUUCCAGUCUGGUUUGUUCGUCGGUUAGUAUUGGAAUUCAGUACAUGUAUUACAAUCAAUAUGGCAUGAAUAAUGAAUUUGACUCGAGUUUUUCGAUAUUUGAUUAUACGCUACUGGGAGGAAGCAUUUAUACGGAUAAAAAUGGAUUCUUCUCCGAUGCGAAUGCAGAAAAUCGAAAAUUAUUAUGGGGAUUUCUAGUAGGCGCAAUUUUACCAAUUCCUACUUGGAUUUUAUCGACACGUUUUACUUGUUUGAAACAUUUUCAUUGGCCAUUGAUUUUAGUCACUGUUAGUUGGAUGCCCUCUCUUCUCUCAGCAGGUGCGCUUUGCACUUGGACUCUUAUUGGUCUGUCAGUUUGCUUGACCGUCGGAAAAUACUCCUUCCUUCAACGACAUAUUUAUUUAACUUCUGCAGCUUUAGAUUUAGGUUUAAAUUUAACACAAAUUAUCAUAAGUAAUGCAUUUAUCAAUGUAGAACGUUUGUUUCCAUCGUGGAGAGGAACGCAGGAUAACAAUGGAUAUGACACCUGUACAUUGGCUUUAACAUCGAAUAAAUAG
Messenger RNA from Adineta ricciae, 2091 nucleotides. NCBI's taxonomy places the organism in Eukaryota, Metazoa, Rotifera, Eurotatoria, Adinetida, Adinetidae. The record is from the annotation of a GenBank genome assembly.